This is a messenger RNA of Bursaphelenchus okinawaensis, 489 nucleotides long. The record is from the annotation of a GenBank genome assembly. NCBI's taxonomy places the organism in Eukaryota, Metazoa, Nematoda, Chromadorea, Rhabditida, Aphelenchoididae.
AUGAACAGGCUAUGGCUUAGAUUCAAGCUCUGGGUAAUGCACAUGCCAAAUCUAAGCCUAAAGCUCACGGCAAGGCUCAAGCUCAGGCUAAGGCUCUAGCUCAAGCUCACUGGCUCAGACACAAGCUCGUGCUCAAACUCAUGCUUAUGCUCAGGCUAAGACACAUAUUCAGGCUUCAAUUCCGGCUAAGGUUAAAACCAAAAAAAAUUUUCAAAAAGGCAACUUUGACCCCUUAAUUUUUCUAAAACUAUUUUUAAAGUUCGAACUUUCUGCUUAAUUUUUCAAGUUUAAAAAUUUUAAAGAUUGAUUUUUUAGGCCAAUCAGGCAGCAGCCAUGAUGGCCUCAUACCAAGCCAAUCCGAACCAAUUAGACCCAGAUACGGCCAAUGAUCUAAUACGAAAGGCCAAGAACGAUGGCCAAACCGUGUCAGUGGUAAAUGGUUGUCUCUACUUGGACUACAAAUUCGCUGGAUUCAUGCCCCCUUCAUGA